Podarcis lilfordi (Lilford's wall lizard) is the source of this 29965-nucleotide messenger RNA. NCBI's taxonomy places the organism in Eukaryota, Metazoa, Chordata, Lepidosauria, Squamata, Lacertidae. The record is from the annotation of a GenBank genome assembly.
CGCCUUUCCUCGCGGAGCGCUUCACCUGUGCGGGCGGGGCGGGGCGUCCCGCUCAGCCAAUCCGGGAGGGGCUCCUGCUCACCUGGGCGCCGCUGCGCUCCGGCCUUGCUCAGUCGGUUUGUGCGGCGGAGGAGGCAAUGGCGGUGGCGGCGAUGGGCUGGCUUUGGUGGGGCUGCUUCUGCGCCGGGCUGUGUGAGUAGGCAAAGGAAGUGGGUGCAGGAGGGGCUGGGGGGCUGGAAGGAACUUCCCAGGUGAGUGGGGCUGCAAGGAGAUUUGGGGCAGUCUCCCAGGUGGGGCUCAGAACCAGAGGAAGCGGCCUUAUACUUGCAGCCAGACCUUGGGGUCCAUCUCGCUCCAUAUUGUCGACACUGACUGGCAGCGGCUCUCGGGACGCUGCGGAGAUCGGACCCGGAAAACUGGCAAAACUCCUUAUUUUAAAAAAUAGUUUUUCUAGUCCUUACACUGACCAUUUUCCUCUUUCUCCACUCCUAGCCAUUUCCUGCUGGUGACCUCUUUGGUUGUAUGGAUGAAAUUUCUUAAAUAUUAAUUCUCUCUCUCCCCUUACUCCCCCUGGCAAAAUAAACCUUGCCUGUGGGUUGUGUAAUAGAUCGAGCAGACCUUGGAAAGGGAAAGCAAGCAGAAUUCCUGCCAGGCUCUCUCUGGCUCAAGCCAACACCCCACAUUUCCCAGAAGUGCUUAUUUUCCCCCACCAUGGUUCAUUGCAGGUUGUGCCGGCCAGCCAUCUUCUCUGACUGUUUACUCAGGAGUAACAGCCAUAGAGUUAAAACAGGAGUAGGGGAGGGAUGCUCUCUCAACAAAGUAUGCACACCUCAGUUUGCAGCCAGAGAUAGGGAAAUUGUAUUUAAAGCAUCUGUGUUAAUCCCCUUUUGUAGGUUGGAAAGAAGCCUGUGUAGUUUUGUUAAAUACACAGUGUGACGUUUCUUUCCGUUAUCUUCUCCAGAGGGAUAGGUGUGUGCGUUUGUAGCAGUGCAAGCAAAGGAUCCUGGGAACUGCAGUUCGUUCAGGGUGCUGGAGACUGUGGUUCCAGGAGAUGGAAACUAAAGAUCCCAGAAUUGUUUGGGGGAUACCAUGUGCUUUAAAUGUAUGAUGUUGUGGGUCUGCCCCAAGAGAUUUGUGGCACCUUAAAGAGUCACACCUUUUGUUGCAGUGCUUAGCAUUUGGGGACCAUGGUUCACCUCAGUGCAUGGUGUGUGAUCCUCAGAUGUACGGAUGCAAAGAGGAGAAAAAUAAAUGUUGUAUUUAAAUAGCUGCGGAAUAUAAAAAUACAGUUUGUGACAAUUCAGUGAGCGCUUAAAUACAGGCAAAAGGACCCUUUAGGGCAGCAGUAGCUGAUCAUCCCAACAUCAUAUUAGCAAUCCUGAGUAAACAUAAGGUGAACCUUUGACUGCUUUUUCCCUUCAACCUAUGUCCUAAUAGCAGAGGGUCACGCUCUAGGCAUCUGAUAAAGUCCACAAAAACUUUUACGCUGUAAUAAAACGGCCAAAAUUUUUAAAAAGCACUAGACUCUUUGUUGUAUAUCUUCCUAGAUUUCUGCCUUUCUGUGGUCCUUUAUCUUUUGUUCUGAAAGUUAUUUGUUUUUUGAGUCUAUAGAAACUGUACCUUUUUAAUAUUAAUUCAGCUAAAUUACUCACACAAUCACCCAUUUCUUUUUUGGCUUCAGAUAAAUGGACGGAUAGUUUACAUAGAGCUGAGUUCGUGUUUAGAUAGUGAUGCCAUGUGAGUUCGUAGAACUUCAAUUGUAAACUUCCAAGGGUGUUUCGGUUUUUCUCUCUUGGUUGCUGAAGCCUUAAAAUGGUGGUUGCCCUGCCGUGCUUCCAAUAGGAGAGAAUUUAUUUCCUUGUUGAAUCAUUGUUUAAAAGUUAGACUCGCUGUUCCUUUCGUUCUUCUCUGUGCUGGUAUGUGUACAAAUAUAUUUAAUUCUCGAAGAGUUGGCCUUGGGAGAGGUUUGGAGGAGUAGAUUGCUUUGCUGUUCCUACUUCUUUAGGCCUAGGACUCCUGGUGUGUGGUGUUGGCACCAAAAUGUACUGUUUUCUUCCCAAGCUGUCUAUUGCUAAUUUCCUUCGCAAGCUGGAAUUGCAGACACAACAGGUCUGUCUUGGCUGUUGCUUAGUAUGUACAGCCCUGAAUUUUAUACUCUGUUCCUUCUUGACAAAAUGAUUGUCAGGAGGAGGUGUAAAGGCAAGCAGAAUCAUGUUUCUGUGUUCUUUUAAACCACACCCCGGGAUUUAAUGAGCGGUGAGCUGGCAGGGUGCCCCAUGCCCUGAUCUAUCCAUUUCAAGCUACCCAAACAGGUCCAUCUUGCACUGGGCUUUAAAAGCUUUUAAUAAAGGCGUGAUCUGUUCUGAGGGCCUGAUGCCUGUUAUCUGUUGGCUCAGAGACUCCUGCUGAGUGCUUUUGCAGCGGGUGUGUGUAUGUGUGAAAUAGUUAUUGACCAAAGAGAGAGAGCAAAAGCAAAGAUCAGUUUUAGAAGCAAGCAGGGGGGUGCUUGUAAAGUUUCUGUAUAUUCUGGUUGGGGAGAUGCUGGAAAGGUGACUGCAGAGGGCUCUCUUAAAUCUGGAAGAGAUGAGAUGUGGAAAUUGAGAAUUAUUUCUUGAAUGCUGCUUUUUGGAUCUGGUUGCAAGGUGUUGCUAUUGGUAGACAAAGUCCUUAACAACUUGGGACUGAUUUAGCUGUGAGAUCGCCUUUCCCCAUAUAUGUUCAUGCAAUUCCUACAGUCUGCAGAACUGGCGCUGUUACAGGUGCUACAUAAUACUGCAUUUGUAAGAAAUCGAUCUUUUACUGCAACACCACCCACACUUUGGAACUCCCUGCCUAUUGACAUAGGCAGGGGCCUUCCUGCGCCUGCUGCAAACAUCUUUGUUUACACAUUCCUACCCAGAUACAUAGAAUGCUGAUGUGUUUUUAGUUCAUUGCUGAUUUUAACCUUUUGAAUGUUUUAUUUGAUUUUACAAAUACAGUAGUUUUAUUGAUUGAUUCUUUUUGUAACCUGCUUUGGGAUUUAUUUAUUUUUUUAAAAAAACAAUCAGGCAGUAUACAAAUUCUGUGAAAUAAAAAUAAGUAAAAUAAACAUAUAAUCAAUCUGGGUUUGCAGGCAGGGAAUCAAUUAAAAACUUUCGGGGUAGUUUAAGAUAAUCAGAAAUCCUACAAUGAUCUUUUAUUAAAAAGGAACACACAAGUGGCAUCAUAGGGAAGGUCAAAAUAUAACAGCAAUAAAAUGGUUCUGCAACCAACAGUUGCUUGUGAUAAAGUUUAAGGUAUUGGGAAACUAUAAAAGGAUGGGGCAACUGAAAGAGUCUUUGCUGGCUUCCAGAGUAGGCCACAGGCUGGAGGAUAUCAUUCCAUCAACAGGAUGAUUGCCAGAAGUGAAAAGGUCUGUUCUCAGGUGACCAACCUCUUGAGCUCUGAAGGCCAGGAAAAUGUGGAGCAAGGACUCCAGCAAACAACUUCAACACUUGCCCAGAACUAGAAGCCAGUGGAGUUGUUUUAGACUGGCAGAAUGUGUCUUUUCCACCAGUCUGUGUCAACAGCUGCCUUCUGGGCUUGCUGGUGAUUCUGAGUAGACCUUAAAGGCGGCCCCUCAUGAAGUGCCUUCCAGAGAAAGAAACAAGUAAUUGAUAUUAUUUUUACAGGACGUUUUUUAAAGACUUCAGGGUACCAUACUCUGCCUGGCAGUGGGGAUGGGUCACUGGAGCCUGAUGCCUUUCUCAGCUUCCUCCCAUAGCCUGACCCCAAACUCUAGAGCAGGCUUUGGCACCCCUUACUUCCAGGAAGCUCAAACAAUGGCAAGGAAGCUCGUCCAUCUUUUGUUUUGCUCCAAGUACCUGACUAUUAGGUGUAAUGUUAAUCUGUGAGAGCCAGUGUGGUGUAGUGUUUAGUGUUUGGACCAGGAUCUGGGAGACCAGGGUUCUAAUCCCCACUCGACCAUGAAGCUCACAGGGUGACUUGGGCCCAUUCCCUGCUGCUUAGCCAAACCCUACCUCACAGGGUUGUUGAGAAGGAAAAAUGGUGAGGAGGAAAAAAGCUGUGUAUGCCACCACCUUGAGCUCCUUUGGGAUAAACAAGGAAAUAAUCACAGAAUUGUAGAGUUUGAGGGGAUCCAAAGAGUCACCUAUUCCAGCCCCCCUCAAUGAAUGUUAAAAUAUAAAACAAAGCAGUCUGAUGAUUCAUGCAUUGAAAGAGAAACGCAAUGUGCCUGUGGUAGGUAAAAAUGGCCAGGUAUACAUGACCUCAGCAAGCCUUACGGCAACCCUAUGAGGUCAGCCAGUUCACAAAGGCCGUCCCACCCCACUUUUCAGUCACAAUUCCUCCUGUGGCUUCCUCUCAAUAUCCCUUCCGGUUCUUGGAGGUGUGGCCCUCUCUGGUGAUGGGGAAAGGAUUCUUCAGAAGGUGUGAAAACCUGUUUGGGAGACUAGGCUAUUAUUUCCAGAGGCUCAUGCUGGGAUAGAUUCCUUCUGUCCUUUGCAGAGGAAGUGAGUCUUUUUCUGUGUGUUUCCGCAGUAUGGCUCACUCAUUCUUUAGUCAGGCAGCACGGCAGUUUUCUGGGGUUAUGUAGGGUGAAUGUAAAACUACAGGGACUCAACCUGCACUAGCCUGGUGCCCCCAGAUGUUUUGGGCUGUAGCCUCCAGCCAGCUUGUCCCUUUUGGACUACAAUUCCCAUCAGCCUCCCCCUCCCCUUAGGAGGUAGUCCAAUGCAGUUGUUGCAGGCUGGGUUUGGUGGGUGAUGUAGUCUAAUAAAGCAUCUGGAGGGCACCAUUUGCUCUCCAUAUAGUUGCCUUAUCUAGUGGUUUUCUGCAUCUUGGAGAGUGGAGAAGAAUUGGUGCCCAAGAUUAUGUUUGUGGCCCUGUUUGGGGACAGAGUGUGGAGUUGCAUUUAGAACAGAAUAUAAGAAGAGGCUGCUGGAUGAGGCCAGUGGCCCAUCUAGCCAGCAUCCUGUUCUCACAGCGGUCAACCAGUUGUCCCACAAACAGGGCCCAAGCACAAGAGCAAAUACCCUGUCAUGCCGUUUCCAGCAACUGGGACUCAGAAGUAUUGCUUGGCUCCAACCAUGGAGGCAGAGCCUGGCCAUUGUGUCUAGUAGCCAUUGAUAGCCCUUUCCUCUCCUCUCCAUGAAUUUGUGCAAUCCUCUUCUAGAUCCAUCCAGGUUGGCGGCCAUCACUGCCUCCUGCGGAAGUGAGUUUCAUAGAAUUACGUUAUUCCGUCCUGAAUCUUCCAACAUUCAGCUUCGUUGGAUGUUCACAGAGAGAAAAACACUUUCCUUCAAUUUCUCAAUGUUGUGAUAAUUUUGUAAACGUCACUUCUAACUCUCCUUUUCUCUAAACUAAAAAGUCCCAAAUACAGCAACGUUUCCUCAUAGAGGAGUUGCAUUUCCCAGAUCGUGACUCUCCUCAGCCUUACUCCUCUUCUUCUUCCUUGCUGGUCCAAGAGGUUGGAUAUAUUUUAAAUAAAUAAAUAGCCUGGGUUGGACUGUCUAAUGCUGUGGAUUAAUUAUCUACCAAGCUCCGCUGUUGCAAUUGAGUCUGGGGCAGGUUGUCUGGUUAUUUUUUACACAGAGAAGGAUCUCUCCCCCCCCCAUCAUUGUGGGCUGUAUCACUGAUCAAAUAUUUGAGCUGGUCUUGCCAGUGUUGGACCAUCAUCCUAGACAGCCCAUCCGACCUGUCCAAUAAAGCAGGCACAUCCAACUCCCAAGAGACUGCGAUCUACUCCCAGUAUAGAAUAACUGGCAGUGAUCUACCCAUUGUCAUUGGAGGGAGGAGGAGCGUGUGUUUCUUAGGGAGGAUCGCCCAGAGUUGUUGAGCUGGGGGGCGGGGGGAGAGAAUGAGAAAAUACGCUCACCACAAACAGCAACAAUCACUAUUGCACACAGCACUACCGCAAGCAUUACUUCCGCAUUCCUAAUGCUUCGCAGGAGGCAGGGACAUUACUUGCCCACGAUCAACCAUGAUAACACGCGAUUUACUAGGGACAUACAGGAGAUCUACCUGUUGAUUGCGGUUGACCGUGAACAUCGCUGCAAUACAGCAUCCUGCACUAUACAUUUCUAGAGCAGUAUCAUGUCACUUUAAGCACAAAGAACCUUAAGAAAUGUAGUUUAAGUUUACUGAGGGUUGCUCCCCUCCCUGCACUACAGUUCCCAAUGUUCCCUUUGAGGAGGGAUUGAUUGUUAACCCACUCUGGAAAUUGCAGCUCUUUUAUUAUUAUUAUUAUUUGAUAUCCCGCUUUAUCACUACCCGAAGGAGUCUCAAAGCGGCUAACAUUCUCCUUUCCCUUCCUCCCCCACAACAAACACUCUGUGAGGUGAGUGGGGCUGAGAGACUUCAGAGAAGUGUGACUGGCCCAAGGUCACCCAGCAGCUGCAUGUGGAGGAGCGGAGACGCGAACCCGGUUCCCCAGAUUACGAGUCUUAUCGCUCUUAACCACUACACCACACUGGCCCUGUUCUGUGGGCACAUCCACACCAUAUGUUUAAAGCACAUGGCUUCUUCUUAAGAAUCCUGAGAGCUGUAGCUUACCUCUCACAGAGCUGCGAUUUGAAGCGUCUUUUAAAAACUACAGUUCCCAGGAUUCUUGCUGGGGGGCAGGGGCUAUGUGCUUUAAAUGUAUGGUGUGGAUGUGACUUAAGGAAUAAAAAUAUCUCUCUACAAAAGGUCUUCUAUUGUCUCCAUUCCCCCCCUAACUUAAUAGCCUCAGGUGUAUCCCCACCCCCCUCCGCUUCAAAUUUGUUUAAGGGCUAGCUAGUUGACUGAUCUUCCACUGGAUCUGGCCUUAGUAGCCAAGGGACCUUCCAGCUGGGUUAACAUUGUUUACGUUCCUCCCCUCCCUUUAGGGACCCUUCCUUCCCAUUUGGAUUCAGAGUUGUUUGUGCUGUUUCCUGGUGCUUUUUAAUGGAUGUUGAGUACUGUAUGAUCGCAUCUGGGGGGGGUGCGAUUACAUUCUGGGGGUGCCGCAUCUGCAUAAAAAUGUGUAUAAUGAUAACUGAACCCAGAGUCAUCUGCAUCCAAAGCAGAUCUGCCCUACCCUAGAGCUGCAUACAUUUCCCUUGCCUUUUAUUGCCCAGGGCAUCGAGCAAAGCAGUCAGGCUUAGUGACUUGGCUUUAAAACCCAGGCUGGGAGUUUCAUGCUACGACCCAAAAUCAAAAGUACUUUAAUUGACUAUGAAAGGCAGAAUAAACCCUUUCCCAAACCUUGGUGACUCUCAGUGCUUCUAAUGCCAUGAAAGCAUGAGGGUGCGACUCUAUAAAAUCGCUGUCGGAACGAGUUUUAAACUCUGGGGAAACUGGUUUUGAAGACUUAAAUGAGUACUCCAAGAAGUCCUGUCAGGGCACCGGGAUUGCCUCAUUUUUUCGCUCCUUUGGUCGUGGCUAAUUUAAAAAUAUUCAGCUCAGUAAAGGAAGGGUUUGUAGGGCAGCAGAGAUGGUUAAUGGGGGACCUACGGGGGUCUUGCUGGGGUAUUCCAGCUCCCAUCAUUCCUGGCCAUGCUGGUCCUCAUCCCUGAGGUAAAUCAAAGCCCUACCAUAGGGAUUACCAUCCAGUUUCCAGCUGACCACCUGCUGACAGCUACAAAUGUACGCUUAAUGAAGUGAUCUAUAUUUCCUAUUAGCCAAGUACAAAGAGAACACCUUUUUUGUUUCAACGACAUUUUCCCCCCAUUCUAAAAUAGUUAUACCUUGCCUCUUUGGGGGAAAUGCUGUUUCAAGAUGGCUGACAAGGCCUUAAGUCGGCCUUUAUCCACCUGACACCCUUCAGCAAUGUUAGAAACUCAGAUAUACUGCAUAAGCUAGGUGCCAAAUGGCUGCUUAAACCAGGGUUAUAGUCUCCAAAACGGAAUGUCUAGUUGCCAUUUUGGGACCAAAUGUGUUUUUCAAUAGGGCUUUCUGGUUCCUGAAAUUCGUUAUGGUUGUGCAGAUAAAAUACCAUGGAUGGAAUUCUAUAGGAUGUGUUGUUACUAUGUGAAAACAGGCAAGAUCCAAGGAUCCACCUCCAGAUGGUGGAGGCAUUAGGCACCAUCCUUGUGCCUGGGCAUCUUCCCUACAUCACAAGUGGUCGAUAGCCAGGUGCAAAAUGGCGCAUGGCAAAUUUCGAAUGCUGCCAUUCAGAUGCUUUAAACCACAGCUCCCAGCCAUCAGAGGAGCUGUAGGCGAAAAGUGUACUCCCAUCCCAUGAGUUGAUGUAAAGCCAGUUACUGACAUAGUUUUCUAUGUCUCAUCCCUCUUUGGAAAUGUCUCAGUUCUUUUGCCACAGCUAUUUCUUUGUGACAGGGAGUUCCGUAGUUCAUUUUUUCCCUCAGGAUGAGUACAGGCAUUGGCUCUGGCGGUAUGGUGACUCGGCUGCCCCAUUUUAAGCAGAUCCAAAGGCUCUAAAAUAGAGUAGCCCGGCCUCAAAUGUUGUCAACUCAUGGGCUACUCUCCUACUAUGAGAGAUGAGGAGCAAAGCAGCUGCAAACAUUUUUCUGGGAUCCCCCACGCUUGCUUGUUCAUAUUAAGCCAUAAUUUGGCUUGGCAUUACCUGUGAACCAGGUCACUGUCUCUAAUAACAUGGCAGCUCUUCCAAGGUUGCUUUGCCGGACUUUUUACCAGAGACCUUUUUAGCUGGAGAUGCUGAUGACAGUAUCUGGAACAAAGCAAGUUCUCUUAUACUACUGAACUUGUGCCUCGCCCCAAAUUCCUCCCUUCCCCUUAACCCUAGAUAGAUGAAAGGAGCAAGCUGCAAAUCAUAUUCAAAUAUUUGACUGUAGGAUUUCAAUUUAGGUAGUAUAAUCCUUGUGGUUGUCUCUCAAUUUAAUCCCUGCGCUAAUAUCUGAUGUUGGUUCUCCAAGCUGGGCUUUUUACACCUGCCCCAGUGAAUUUGCAAGUUUGCAACAGGCCUUUGUGGGUGCCCUCCCCUUGCAGAAAAGCAGCAGCAAACUGUAGAUGUGGAUUGUGAUUUACUGAGUGACAGUCCUGGCUUCCAGAGGCUCUUGUGAGUUAAUAGGUAGCUCUUUUCUGCCUCUUCCUCUGCAGUGGCCAGGUCCAAAGUUAAGCAGCUGCAGGGAAAUGGCUUCUGUAUCAUAAAAUUCCCUUCUAGGGCUUAAGGUCCAGAACUAGUGCCACAGAUCACCUCCAAAAGUCGUCUUGCAGCUUAGAUUUUUGCAGCUUAGAUGAACGCAGAGUUGUUUAUGUGCUGCAACUGACUUGACAUGAUUUUAAACUUAUUUUCUAUCACAUCAACAUUCCACCUUUCCUCCAGGGACCAAAAGGGUCCUCCCACAAACCAUUUUUUCCUGGCAGGUUUGGCUGAGAGAUAGCGACUGCCAAAAGGUCACCCAGUGAGCUUCAUGGCUGAGUAGGGAUUGAACCCUGGCCUCCCAGAUCCCGGGCCAACUGCAACGCCGCAGUGACUUUUGAAGCAAGGGAAACCAUUUCUGAUAGGGAUGGGUGGAUUUAGAGCAACAUGGCCCAGCUUCUUGUUUCUGGAAUCGUGGUGGGACCACCAGUUUCAAAACUGAAAUUGGCACCCUCUGAAUCCCUGGGCUGUUCAGGUGUGGCUGUUUGUGGGGUGCUGAGUCACGAUAAAGUGCUGUACAGCAUUCUUUGCUGGAAUCCCCAGUGACCAGCCUGUGGUUUCCUUAAAAUGAUGCAGUCUAGCUUCUCUCCACUUUGUUUGGGACCCCUCAAUGAGCGAAGGGGUUACAGCCUCCUGCCUGCAGAUUCUCCCCUGGAAAUGCGUGUUUGCAUUUGUCGCAGUACAGAGAUAAUUUUAUCUAAGGAAUAGAUUGCUUUUUUUGGAUCUUGUUUUGUCAGAAGCCCCCCCAUCCCCCUCCCGCUUUUAGAACUAAAGCACCAGGCAGAGUUACAAGGCUGUGAAUGUGUGUGCCCUUCAAAUGGCAACAGAGAUUCACUGGUUGUCCACUGACGUCUUUAUUCUGUUAAGAACGUUUGGUUUUGGAGAACAGGGUCUCCAUUGUGUGCCAUUUGCUUGCCUUAGAACCAAAGGACCUAUUGCUCAUGUUUCCUGAAUGAGCAAUGCAUCUAUUUCUAAAAGAUGUACAGCCCACCCCUAUAAAACAAAUGCAAGGCAGUUCUGCCAGCCAACUCUUGUUACAUUUUUAAAUUUACACACACACACCUGCAAAAAAACCAAAACAAAAAAACCAACAGAAAUCCUGAGCAGGAUACUUGGGUACAACAGAGCAAAAUAUUUUAAAAACCAAGGGUGUUGUGUGUUUCUUAGGGUAAGGAAGACAAAUAACGUUUCUAAUGCCGUUUACUGGGAUUUAAUUUAUUAGGUGCAUAAGAAACCCUGCAACAUUCCUCCAAUGAAAAUAAGGAUGUCCUAUCCCAUAAUAAUAGUAAUAAUUUAAUUAUUUAUACACCACUGACUGGGUUGCCCCAGCCACUCUGGGCAGCUUUCUCUCUCUCUGUCUCUCUCUGACAUAAUAAAACAUUAAACAUUGAAAAACUUCCCUAUACAGCCUUCAGAUGUCUUCUAAAGAUAUAGUUACUGAUAUCCCGUAUUUUUCGCCCUAUAGGACGCACUUUUUCCCCUCCAAAAAUGAAGGGGAAAUGUGUGUGCGUCCUAUGGGGCGAAUGCAGGCUUUCGCUGAAGCCUGGAGAGCGAGAGGGGUCAGUGCGCACCGACCCCUCUCGCUCUCCAGGCUUCAGGAAGCUAUCCACAAGCCUUGCAAGCCCGGCGGGAGGUCCCGCGGGCUCGCAAGGCUUGCGGGCAGCAGCCUGCAGCCCACGAGCUCGGGGGAUAGUGGGGAGGUGCAGCGCCGCCACCCCGCUAUUCCCGGACCUGGUCUGGAGGCUGGCAGGGGGGAGAAGCAAGCUUGCUUCUCCCCAUCGCCAGCCCCACAAGCUCGGGGGACAGCGGGGCAAGCCACUGCCCCACGGAGGCUAGAGAGGCUGUCCCUGAAGGCAGAAGAGGGAGACGGAGCGCUCCGUCUCCCUCUUCUAGCUUGGGGAUGGCUGCGCAAACCUGGGGGGGAAAUAAAAAAAUUUUCCUUGAUUUCCCCCCCAAAAAACUAGGUGCGUCCUAUAGGGCGAAAAAUACGGUAGUUACUUCUCUCCCUUGGUUCAGGGGGUCGCAUAACUCCAUUUUGUUGUUGUUUAGUCAUUUAGUCGUGUCCGACUCAUCGUGACCCCAUGGACCAGAGCACGCCAGGCCCUCCUGUCUUUCACUGCCUCCCGCAGUUUGGUCAGACUCAUGUUUGUAGCUUCGAGAACACUGUCCAACCAUUUCGUCCUCUGUCGUCCCCUUCUCCUUGUGCCCUCAAUCUUCCCCAACAUCAGGGGCUUUUCCAGGGAGUCUUCUGUUCUCAUGAGGUGGCCAAAGUACUGGAGCCUCAGCUUCAUGAUCUGUCCUUCCAGUGAGCACUCAGGGCUGAUUUCCUUAAGAAUGGAUAGGUCUGAUCUUCUUGCAGUCCAUGGGACUCUCAAGAGUCUCCUCCAGCACCAUAAUUCAAAAGCAUCAAUUCUUCGGCAAUCAGCCUUCUUUAUGGUCCAGCUCUCACUUCCAUACAUCACUACUGGGAAAACCAUGGCUUUAACUAUACGGACCUUUGUUGGCAAGGUGAUGUCUCUGCUUUUUAAGAUGCUGUCUAGGUUUGUCAUCGCCUUUCUCCCAAGAAGCAGGCGUCUUUUAAUUUCGUGACUGCUGUCACCAUCUGCAGUGAUCAUGGAGCCCAAGAAAGUAAUAUUUUUCUGGUGAAGAUAGGGAUGUCCUAAGGAAAAGGAGGAUUCCGGGAUCAAAUCAGAAACCAAGACUGCUUCUGUAAAUCCUGUAAAACACUCGUUUCGUUAUGUGUUUUGCUGCUUUUAUUUUCCCCCCUGUGCUAUCUAAUCUCUUAUUUAUUUGAAAAAUGCAAACUCUGUUGCAUUCCUCCCCCUACCCGGAAAACUGUUAAAACAACAAUGUUUACCUAGAACCGAGCACUUUCAUGGGCCAGGGGUGGGGCAUGGGUGCAUUUGGCUUGGGAAUUACUGCCUGCCAGCUAAAUUACCUGAUAAAAGCAGCUGAGGAUGGAAAUGAGGUCAUUCUGCAGAGCCAGUGGUUUGAGUCAGUUUCUUCUGACAUGGAAGUGAAGUGAGUAAUGAGUGCGUGGAUGCCCAGGGGCAGAGGGAGUGAACCUGAAACUAGCAAAGCCAGAAAUUCCACCAGGUGGGUUGAAGACCAGUUAACCUCCUCCUGACUCCUCUUUCUGCUCCAUCCAUGGCCCUUUGUGUGGGAGCCUCUCCUUCCCGUUGGCAAAUUAUUGCUGUUUUUAAAGUCCCAUCCCACCCACUUUCUGGAAGUGAGCAGUGGCUGGCAUAUUCAUGCUUGAGAGAAGGUCUAAACCACUGAGCCUCUUGGGCUUGCUGAUACAAAGGUCGGCGGUUCAAAUCCUUGCAACGGGGUGAGCUCUCGUUGCUCCGUCCCAGCUCCUGCCAACCUAACAGUUCGAAAGCAUGCCAGGGCAAGUAGAUAAAUAGGUACCGCUGUAGCGGGAAGGUAAACAGCGUUUCCGUGUGCUCUGGUUUCUGUCACAGUGUCCCAUUGCGCCAGAAGCACUUUAGUCAUGCUGGCCACGUGACCCGGAAAGCUGUCUGUGGACAAACACCAGCUCCCUCUGCGUGAAAGCGAGAUGAAUGCUGCAACCCCAUAUUCACCUUCGGCUGGACUUAACCGUCCAGGGGUCCUUUACCUUUUUACCUUACAUGAACCAGUGCGAAGGCUCUGCAAUGCUUUUGAACAGAAGGUGAGAGAACUGGUUUGUUGGAGCACCGUGUCAAUUAGAGAGUGUUUGGAGGUUGAAUCUAGAUGACCAUUGGCCUUUGACAUCUACAAUAUGUGGCUUUUAGGCACUACAUAAGAACCCAAGCAGGGACGCGGGUGGCGCUGUGGGUUAAACCACAGAGCCUAGGACUUGCCGAUCAGAAGGUCAGUGGUUUGAAUCCCCUGGCGGGGUGAACUCUCGUUGCCCGGUCCCUGCUCCUGCCAACCUAGAAGUUCGAAAGCACAUCAAAGUGCAAGUAGAUAAAUAGGUACCGCUCCGGCGGGAAGGUAAACGGCGUUUCCGUGCGCUGCUCUAGUUUCCCAGAAGCGGCUUAGUCAUGCUGGCCACAUGACCCGGAAGCUGUACGCCGGCUCCCUCGGCCAAUAAAGUGAGAUGAGCGCUGCAACCCCAGAGUCGGUCACGACUGGACCUAAUGGUCAGGGGUCCCUUUACCUUUAAGAACCCAAGCAGAGGCCAGUGGUCCAUCUCCUCCAGCAUCCUGUUCUCACAGUGGCCAACCAGAUGCCCAUUGUGUGAAAACCCCCGAGCAGGAUCCAAGCACAAGAGCCCUCUCCCGCCCUGUGGCUUCCAGUGACAGGCAUUCAGAAACGUUUAAUGCUCCCAACUGUGAAGGCAAAGCGUAGCCAUCAUAGCUAGUAGCCUUCUCCUCUGUGAAUUUGCCCGGUCCUCUUUUAAACCCACCUAGGUUGGUGGCCAUCACUGCCUCCUGUGGCAGGGAGUUCCAUAGUUUAACGAUGCACUGUGUGAAGGGGGGUUGUGGUCCAGAAUGUCCCGAGAGCACCAGCUUGGUGAAAGCUGCCCUAAUAGAAAUAAAUGUACCUGCAGCAGGGCAGGGGGAGGGGUGUGCCCAUUUCCCAGCAAUCUUCCCAGCAUCACACAGGAUCGAGAGACCUGGUCAUACGGGGGCUGUUUCUGUUUUCACUGAACACUCCUUCAUCAAACACGCGUUUGCAUCAGGUUUCGCCUUUUCUCUCUCCUUUCCUUCCCACUUCAGAUUCCGCCCACCUGUGCCAAUCUCAUGUUGCGGUACUAAACCCUGAGUCAUAGUAUUUACUGCUCUAUUCUUCCUGUAGGCAAAAGUAAUUUUUCUCUGCCCAAGUAAGGCUGGCGACUGUCUUGUGUGUAUGCAAGAAAGUUGUAAAAUCGUAGAAUCGGAAGGGACCUCUCCCCACCCCCCAGGAUCAUCUAGUCCUGCUCCCUGCAAUGCAGGAAUCUCAGCUAAAGCAUCCAAGACAGAUGGCCAUCCAACCUCUGCUUAAAAACCUCCAGCAAAGGAGAGUCCAGCACCUUAGAAGCUUGUCUGUUGCACUAACGGACAGCUCUUACCCUCCGAAAGUUCUUCCUAAUGUCUUCCUAAGCCUUCCCUCUUCCCUCCUCCCAACCUAUUUUGCUUAGGAAAUGUCUACAUGCUUUGGGGGGCAAUGGAAGGAAGUUUGUGCCAUUUAGGUACGCCAGCUGACCACGAGAACCUGGGUAGAUCAGACCGGGGAGGUUCAAUCCAGCGUUCCCCAUCAAAGGGCUCUCCACAUCAUGAUGAUGAACUCCAGCUCCCAUCAGUCCCUGCCAGCAUGACCACUGUUCAGCGAUGGUGGGAGUUGUAGUUCGAAAGCAUAUGGGAGGUGCCAAGUUGGGGGAAGGCUGACUUAGUCUUUAAGCUGCUUGCUGUUGUCUUCAAAUACUGAAGGGAAAUCCUCUCUUAGUACAUUGAGAGCAAUAUCAUGCCACUUUGAAGAACCAUGGCUUCCCACCAAACAGUUCUGGGAACUGUAGUUUGUUCAGGGUGCUGAGAGUUGUUAGGAGACCCCCUGUUGCCCUCACAGAGCUACAAUUCCCAGAGCAAUUUAACAGUCAGUCCCUCUUUGCAGGCAACUCUGGGAGCCGUAGCUCUGAGAAGGGAAUAGGGGUAUCUGAACACCUCCCAGCACCCUUAACAAACUACAGCUCUGGGGAAUAAUUGGUGGAAGCCAUGAAGGUUUAAAGUGGCACGAUACUGCUUUAAAUGGAUAGUGCAUAAUGGGGCCUUGAUAACUUUGAAAUUUCCUCUUUGCUACAGGGUCCUUGAUAUCAGGCCAGUCGAGCCAGGAGACGCUCGUUCAAGUUCCCGAGAACAGCGGUAAGUCCCGAAAAUGAUGGCUGCCUUCUCUUGCAAAAAGGAUUUCUGUGCUCUUUUUGUCGGACCCGGCAGCAGCUUUCCCCCUCCAGACGUGUUGGACUACAACGCCCAUCAGCCCCGGCAUCAUGCUGGUUGGGCUUAUGGCUUCCAGCUAGGGCUGAUGGGAGUUUGGUACAAAAUGGCCGUGUAGGCCGAGGGGUUGGAAUCCAAAACAUCUGAUGGUUGCUAGGCUUGGGAAGGCUGUCCUGUGUCAGGUGCCAGCCCAAGACAUUUUGCUGCCUGAAGCGGAGACCAGAUACCGCCCUGGUCCUGUCUCACUUGCAAAAGUUCUGCUGAAUUGCUCAGGCCCCAGUUCCUGCCUUCAGCCCUUCUCCCCCUCUGCAAGAGCUUUUCAGUCAUCCUCGUAGAAGGAGGUGUCUUCAGUCGGCUGUGUUGCAAGGCCAGGGUGGGGCAAGGUGCCCCCCCUAUGCCCCCAACAUUCAAAUAUAGCAAGGGGCAUCUUCACAACUCAGCUCCCCGCUUCCACAACAACGCACCCGUUUGCUUCCAUUCCUCUAGAACGACCCCACAGCAGGAUUUCCUUGCCCACAACCCUUUUCUCGCUCCCCACAGGAAACUGCUUUAUACUGAGUCAGGCAGGGGAAGCCCCCAGCCCAUCCUUCCUUGUAGUGAGUCAGACCCUUGGUCCAUCUAGCUCAUGGGCAGCAGUGGCUCUCCAAUGGUUUGGGGCAAUGAGACAUUCACAGCCUUGCAUGGGGAUUGAACCCCAGGACCUUCUGCAUGCAAGGCAGAUGUUCUGCCUCUGAGCUCCGGCCCCUUCUUCCCAAUUCCUAAUGCUUAAAAAUGUUGUAUUCCUCUUUUCCAUCUCUCUCUCCCACACCUUCUCCAAUUCAUUUUGUCAGCUGGAUAAUUUUAGAGCCUGGACUUAAUGGCACCCCCCACCCCUUUGCAAAACCAUGUGUGCUCAUUUAUUCUUGAAGCGUGUAAUUAACACUUAUCUUCAUUCAUUGUCCCCCUCCCCCCUCACCAUUCCAUGCUUUACAAGCUGCUUCUAAAAUCCUGAAGUGUUGCAGCAAAAAACAGGCAAAAGCAGUUUGACUUCCCCCUGAUAUGUGGUAUUAUUAUUAUUAUUUAUUAUUAUUAUUUUAUUUAAGAAAGAGAUACUGAUAUUUUGACAGGAUGGUAUAUACGUGUUGGGGGUGGUGGUGUAGAAAAAGAUAACAUACCCUUAAGGUAAAGAUAAUAAAAUGACUGAUGCUCAUUAGGUAUCUGCCUAAUUAGGGGAGCCAAUCAACAUUAGUGCUGCCUACCAGGCCAAUUCCAUGCCAACUGCUAUCUUUCCACAGUGGCUAAUUGAUGUCUAUUUUUAGCCAUGUUUUUACUGUAUGAUUUUACGUAUGCAGAUUUCACUUGGGUAUCUAUCUCCCUUGUGUUUCAAAAAGUACGGAUAAGAAAAGGAAAAGUGUAAAACUAAUUCAGAUGAGCCUUCCAGUAAGUAUUAAUGCAUAUGGUGAUACAAAACACAGCCCAUGCUGUUUUCUUUUACAUGAUGGAUUCAGAUUUAAUAAAAUUUUCAUCCCUCAAAUGACAGCUUGUCCCCAAUAGUUAUCCUCAUCUACUUAUCUGGAGCCACAGAUACAAAGCCAUUGAUUUAGUGAAUCUUCAUCUCAAAAGUGCCCUGUAAAUAGAAUACUCCAAAGAAUGUCCUUGAGGGAGAGAGAGACAGACAGAGAGUGCAUUUUUUGGAAAAAGCAUUCUUCUAUCCUUUGCAGUACAUGAGAAAACCCUCUUUUGCCAAAAUUAUAGCUAGUUGUUUCCUGGGGCUUUGGUGCAGUGGCCCUGGGCCUGUUUAAAGGGCAUUCUGUUUCGGCGCCCACAACCCAGGUCCCAGGCAACUUCCUGGAGCUUGGAUGAUGCUGCUUCUCUAGGAACUUGCGCCAGACUCUCCGGGUGAUCCAUGUGUCCCAAUGUGAUGCUUUUCUGCCUUCCCGCUUACCCGUGUUCUUCUUCCCCUUUAACAUUUCUUUAGAAGCACGACUGCCUUGCAAGGCAUACCAGGGCUCCCCAAGGCGUGUGGAGUGGAAAUUCCAGGGGGAUGGCUCCACAACACUCUUCUAUCUUGACGGUCACUUCACAGGUGGGUAGUUUAACUGUGUGUGCGUUCGUGUUUCGGAGGAUGAGUUAAUUCUAAAAGGGGGCUUUUGAGGUCCUAGAAGAUAACUUCUGCUGAAGCUGGAACCCUUUAUUCUUAUUCUCUGCCAUAUGGGUCCUACCUGGAAGAGUCUUAGGCCAUAGGGAGAAACCAAUUGGGUCAGGAGAAGUGUACAUCCAGGUUCCUUGAUUCAAGGCAGGGAGGAGGUUGCCCCUCUUCCCUGUUGAACAUCCAUCUGCCUUGCUAGGUUGUUUGUCCUGCUGUCUCCUCGUUUCCAGUGUUUGUAGCACCUGAAACUGAGCCUCUAAGGCAGAGUAGGGAUGCUGUUGGAGUACCAGCUGCCUAACAGUCUCCCUUCCGGAGCUGGAUUUGACCUUCUUGGCUAGCUUUCCUAGGACCUUUCAAGAUCUUCCUACGCUGCUCAGAUUUCAGCAGGGUUUGUAUUUGAUGCCAGAUAUUAUUAUUAUUAUUAUUAUUAUUAUUAUUAUUAUUAUUAUUUAGCUAGCUAGCUAGCUUUACUCAUGGAAAUGACUCACAGUGACUUAGGCACAAUAAAAAUACUAGCCAGUUAUAGUAAAGGCAAUCAGUAAAAUCAAAACUCAUCCAUGCACAAAUAAAAGGCAGGCGAGCCAUUCUACAAGCAAGGAGCCACCACGGAAAAGGCACGUUCUUGUGCUGUGCCACCCUCCCUGUGCUGGUAGCACAUGGAAAGGGGCCUUAAUGACUUAAAUGUCAUCAGAUAGACACCCCUCUUGCCAAGGAACAAUCAGAAGCCAAUUUUAAGCCUCCCAGUGGAUCCUUCGCAGCAGUCUUUAUCUGCCCCACACCUAGCAUUUGGUGUGGGCAGUGGGGGGCCUACAUUUUGUGGCCCUGAAGCUUGAUCUGUUAUGGGGGGCCCUUUGUAACCAGCAAUAAGGUCUGGGUAACAGCUGCUACCUACUUCAAUGGGGUCAUUCCACAACAGAUCACCUACAAAUUUUUCUUUAAAAAAUUAACUACCACAUCUCAGAUUUUGAUUAAAAUUGCUGUACUGGAUUAUCUCACAUGUCAAAAUCAAUAAAGUGAAUAAAAAAUUCCUCUUCCUUCCUGUGGAAUGCCUUCCCAUCAGACGUCAAGGAGAGAAAGAACUAAUCCAGUUUAUAUGUACUGUAAGCCACCCCAAGUGGCUGGGGAAACCCAGCCAGAUGGGUGGGAUAUUGUUAUUAAUAUUAUUAUUGAGUUAUGGGGGAUAAAAAUUAGGGAAAUGUUAUAUACACGCGUGAUGCAUCAUAGAAUGAUGAGAUUGGGUCUCCUAGACCCAUUUUUAAAAAUCAAUAUGGACUAAGUUCACUUCUGGGAGUCUUCCCGUGUUGAAUGGGGCCUGGUUUGGAGAAAACAGCCUUGUUCAGGGCUCCUACUAGGCAGAAUUAGGCCCUGCAGUUUGAUGAUUCCACCAGUACUGAGGCAAAAUUAUCACCACUUGUGCUCAAGUAUUCCCUGAAAGAGCUUAUUUCUUGGUGUUUUCUCAUGCUCUGAGGGCCUUCUCCCCCCCCCCCCACAGACCCCUACCAGGAUCGCGUUGUGUUCCAUCCCAAUGAACUCUUUUUCAAAUCGGUGACUCGGAAAGACACGGGCCUGUACAUCUGCGAGGUGGUUGACACUUCAGAGGGCUAUCGGCAUUCCUCUGUGCGGCUCAUUGUUCAAGGUACGAAAUGUCAUUUUAUGUCCAGAAUCCUUCAUGACCCUGACCACUGGCCUCCAGAAGCUCAACAGCCCAACAAGCUUGGUCCAAAGGUCUCUCAGCGCUCUUGUGUCAAGCAGCCCGUUAAUGAGGAAUGAAUUAUUUUAAUACCUCGACCACAGCAAUUGGUAGCCUCACAGCUGGAUUACUGCAAUACUUUCAGUGCGGAGCUGCCCUUGGGGUUGAUUCAGAGGCUGCAGCAGGCACAGAAUGUGGCGGCUUAGUUGCUUGUUGGGCGAGAAACAACCUUCAGCAUAGAACGCCUUGCUUGCAGGAUUUGCACAGGCUGCCCAUUUGCUACCAAGCCAAGCUAUAUGUACUAACAUACAGUAAAAGGCCACAUGCAGCUCACGACCAGCUUACUUGAGAAACCAGAUCGCUGUGGUCUGAAGGAGAGUCUCUCUUGCAAGUUCCUAAGAUCUCAGAAUCCCACUCCACGGAGCAGGGCUGCCCCUGUUCUGUGGAAGAACAUUCCUGCCAAGAUACGCCAAUCAAUUCCUCUUCCCCGGGAACUCUGGGAAAUUGGAGCUCUGUAAGUGGAAUAGUGGGGCCUCCUAGCAACUCUCGGCACCCUUAAGAAACUACACCUCCCAUAAUUCUUUGGGGGAAGCCAUGACUGUCCAUAGUGGUAUAACUGUUUUUAAUUUAUGGUGCAAAACGGACCUUAGUUAGAAGAUGGCAACAAUGAUGACAAUAUUAUUAGUGCAAUAUUGAGGAGGUUUCUCUGUGUGUAUUCCUCACCCAGAUCUAACUAGAGAACACGGAGAAUAAUAAGAAGGCUAGCUUUUGCCCUAACAAGAUUAUGAUGGGAUGUUUCCUCAAAGGCAAAAGAAUAGUGGGGUGUUUUCCCCUUCAGAGUCAGGCUUCCCAUACAGUGGUGCGCAAGCUUUGUUCAGGUGGCACAUAGGAAGCUGCCUUAUACUGUUGCUCCAUCCAACUCAGUAUUGUCUACACUGACUGGCAGCGGCUCUCUGGGGUUUCAGGCAGGAGUCUCUCCCAGCCGUACCCAGAGGUGCUGGGGAUUGAAUUUAGGAGCUUCUUGGGGGUAAAGCUGAUGCUCUACCACUGAGCUGUGGUCCUUCCCCUGGUCCGUGGUGUGUCUGUAAAAAUACAAUGAAAAAAAUGAUCCAGGAUCCAGCGCCAGGCAAUGCAAUUGCAACAACAAGCAGAAUCCCCCCUCCCCGAUUUGUUUAUUUGAUUUUCCAUAUUGCAAUUUACAGUCAUACCACAACACCUUCCAUAAGUACAAGAUUCCCACGAAUCUCUAGACUUUCUUCCUCCCCCUCUGUGGGUCCCAUUGUUAAACUGCAUCUUAUAUGAUAAUCCGAAAAUUUUAUAUCUCCAUUGUAUCCAUGGUUCUCAUUAUAUUACAAGUGUUAUUGCAAUCCCACUAACGAUUUUAAUUGUUUGCAGUGGUCCCCAAGGUAAAUUAUAAAUCUACCCCAUUCCUUAUUGAAAUGUUGGUCUUCCUGAUUUCUGAUUUUUCUGGUCAUUUUUGCCAUUUCGGUUUAGUCCAGCAACUUGAUCUGCCAUUCUUCUCUGGUAGGGACUUUGUCUUCUUUCUAUCUCUGGGUUAGCAGCAUCCGCGCAGCUGUCGUUGCAUACAUAAACAGUCUUUUCUGUUCCUUUGGAAUUUCGGCGCCUAGAAUUCCUAAUAGAAAAGCUUCUUGUUUUCUUUUUGUAAGUGUUAUUUUAAACAUUUUAUUCAAUUAAUUAUAUAUCAUUUCCCAUUAAAAAUCAUUUAAGUGAGCCACAAAGACCCUCAGCAAUUUUCAAGUAGUCUGGGAACCUCUGGUUUAGAGCAAAGGAAUUUAGGACCGGUGGAGUGCAUGUUUUUCAAGUUGUCCUGCACAGCUGCUCGCCUUUCACAAACUAACUGAGCGUUCCUGCAACAACACCACCACCUUUGUUUCUCUAACGGACGUCUCUUGGCCUUGCAGUCCCGCCCUCGAAGCCCAAGGCCCAAGUGCCCUCUGUGGUCACCAUUGGCACCAAAGCGGUUCUCACCUGCGUGGAGACAGACGGCUCCCCGCCUCCCACCUUCACCUGGUUCAAAGACAACAUCCCGAUGCCCCAAGACCCCAAAACCAACUCCCUGUUCAGGAAUUCAUCCUACACGAUGGACCCCAAGACGGGGCUUCUGGUAGGGUCUUGAAAACAGGCUCUAAGCUUUGUGAAUUCUGCCAUAUUUUGGGGGGGUGGUGGUGGUGGUGCUACUCUGACUUUCGAAUUGGGGGUGGGGAGAGAAGAAGAAGAGGGGGGAAACCCGUUGUGUUCUGCAACUCGUUUUUUAUUUUUAUUUAUUCCGUAACAUACACUGCUUGACUGUAGAAAACACCUCAAAGCGCUUACUGCAUUAUUCACACUGAGAUGGUUACACAGUGUAACUCUGCUCUGGCAAGCUUUUGAAGGCCUUUGGCUGAGAGUCGACAAGUGGAAACUAUUGGAAAGUUUGGCAGCCUUGUGUGUUGAAAAAUAAGGGGUCCUUGGGCAUGAGGUUUGUUGAGAGGGGAGGCCAACAGUGAGGAAUAGUAAGUCUUCUACUCUCAGUUAUGCUACCUUAAUGCCACACGCACACUAGUCUUUAUUUUAUUUUGCCUUUAUGUCCCACCUUCUCCCAAGGUGGCUUUUGUGGUUUUCCCACCCAACACACCUCAUUUAACUCCCCACAACAACCCUUUGAGGUAGGUUAGGCUGAGAGGCACUGACUGGCCCUCAAGAUCACCCAGGGAGCUUCAUGGCCGAGUGAGGAUUUGAACCCUGGUCUCCCAGGUCCUAGUCGGACACUAACCACUACGCCUCACUGCCUUACUUAAGGUGCCAUGAUACCACUGUAGAUAGUCAUGGCUUCCCCCAAAGAAUGUUAUUUUCAAGGGUGCUGAGAGUUUUUUGGAGGCCCUCCUAUUUCCAUCACCGAACUACCAAGUUUCCAGAGUUGCCUAGGAAAAGCGGUCGGCUGUUGAAGCACGCUGGGAAUUGUAGCUCGGCGAGGGGAAUAGGGGAUAUCCUAACAAAUCUCAGCACCCUUAACAAACUACAGUUCCAGGGAUCCUUCUUGGGAGGGGGAAGCCAAGACGUUUUAAAGGGGCCUAGGUUUCUUUGGGAGAACAUGAAAGUGAGGUUGAAGAUAGUGCCCCAUACUAAGUACAAAAAAGGGGAGAAGUAACUGUAUCGUUCUGCUUGCGUGCUGUUUUAAAUCAAACUAUGGUUUGAAGGUGAACACACAGCAGGCUGGCAUGGGCUGAAAUUGUUGAUUCUUUGCACCUCCUUCCCCAUUACUUCUGGCUUUCGAGUAGACAAGAGAGGUCUCCUGACCCCUGGGAAUUGCGUGCUGCUGAGACCCCUCUUUUUCUCCCUCUCUUUCAGUCUUUUGAGCCCGCGAUGGCCUAUGACGCUGGGGACUACUACUGCCAGGCAGACAACAAAGUCGGGGCCCCCCAGAAGUCCGACACGGUGCGCAUGGAGACCAGUAAGUAGGCCCGACUGGUGGUGGGUUGCCUUAAUGGUCGGCUCUACUGUUUGGCUAUAGAGGGAACGAACACCUGAGAGCAGAUCUUUGCAACCUGAACCCAAAUGCCUUUACAGAUAUUUAUGAAAAAUGCAUAAAUACAUAAUAUUCCAGAGCUUCCCUUAUAUAUUAUUUAGGUUUUAGGGGUUUUGGAGGAUGAAGGCACUGGAAACAGUUUACUUAAUAACGUUAGCUCUCCCUUUUGUGCCUAAAUAUAUGUGUAUACCUGGAAUGAUGUGAAAGAGUUAAUUGCAAUUUUAGAUUUGACUGGUGUAUUAUCUGUUGCAGUUGCCCACUUUUCACUUACAUUGUAUUUGUUCAGUGUGUGCAUGCGUGUGUACACACACAAACAACAACAACAUGGCACUAGUAACAGAUGACAAUUAAAAUAAAAAUAGAAGGGGAUAUCUAGAAAUAAACAUAAUAGGAGCACAUUUCCAAAAUCAAACAAAAUAAAUUAAUAUCACAAGCUUGCAAAUGUGUACAUUAUCCUGUACCUUAUUCCUCCAGUACAUUAUAAAAAGACUCCCAUUUCUCAAUACUGUAAAGGCAUCUUCUUGUCUCCCCUCUGUGUUUCUUACCAUCUCUGUAAGCUUAACCAUGCAUAUACUGUGUCCCAGAUUUUAGUUAUGCAUUCUCUUGAGGAUGGUAUUCUCAUUUCUGCCCUGCCCCCAAUUUUGACAAAUGCUGUAACCAUUCUGGCAGCAAGUUAAGAGAUGUUUGCAUUAAUUCCCUGUCCCCUUCGUGCAGUUUCUUCAACAUAUUCAGAUGGUAAAAUUAGAGGGUCCAUGAGUAAGGUAUAGCCAGUUAUUACUUCAUUAUGUUCUAGUAUUCUUUUUAUGAAUAAUGAAUUUCCGAAUAUGAAAUUUUGGUGCUCUCAGAGGGAGCUUAACAUCCCUCCCUCAUUGUCUACAGCCUUGAUCAAUACUAGGAUACGGUGAUUUAGAAGGUGCUUUCCACUAUUGGGAAAAAAAGGUCAGGAAUUUCCCAAGAUGAGUUGGCUGAAGUAUGGGAUUGGAGAAGUGGAAGUAAGAUCACGAACAAAAGGAUCUUGGUGACAGGGCAGGAAUGAUGAAAAGAUACCUGAAACUAAUCCAUUAAUUGGCGUUCCAAAUACAUUCUAGUAUUUGUCUUUGGAAAAAACAGGAUAAGGCCGCAGAAGCCCAGUAGGAAUGGGGAAUUGCCAGAUAAAGAGGAAAGUUAUUACAAGUGUGGGGUGGCACUCCCAAGGCAGUUGGCCAAAGGUGACAACAGGCCUCAGGCGGGGAAAAACCAUCAUUAGACACCCCUGCUGUAAAGAGAGAAAUGAGUAAGAAACAAAAUCUCACUGCGUGUUAGGUUUGCUGCCCCACUUCAGCCAAAGUUGAAGGAGAAAACCUCCAGUGAAUUAGAGUCAGUCCAAGGUAUACAGGUGUACAGGUGUCACCAGACGGACUCUCCUUCAUUGGAGUUUUGAAGCAGAAGUUUGGAUGGCCGCCUGCCAGGGAUUCUUUACCUGCGACUCCUGCAUCGCACUAGAAUGACCCUCAGGGUCCCUUCCAACUCGACAAUUCUAUGAUUCCAUGCUGUUUUGCCAGACUGUGUAGGGUCUUGCUGUGUGACAGGCUCCUUUUCAGAAGAGCUGAAUACCAUCUUCCUUUUCUGUGCAGGUGAAGUCAACGUGGGCGGCAUUGUUGCUGCUGUGGUGGUGCUUCUCAUUGUCCUAGGCCUGGUGAUCUUUGGGGUCUGGUUUGCCUACACCCGGGGCUUCUUCAGCAGUAAGUAGCAGGCUAUGCACUUGAACCGAUCAUGUCAUGCAAUGUUUAGUUUGAUUAUAUAUGUGGCUUCCUCCACUGAGGCGGCCUGGCAAGGUUUUCUGGGCUUGGCGUUUGGUUUAAUAUCCCAUGCACUUCCCCAAAUAGGUGGGAGCCUGCAAUAUGGGGAUGACAUUGGGCUCCCUUACAUGGUUGUCGAAUCGUGGCCAUAAAUGACGUAGGUGAGGUGCUUGUAAGGCUCUUAAACAAUCCUGUGAGGCAGCUGUGCCCGCUGGUGGCUCAGGGGAGCUGUAGCCAAUAACCUCUGGAAAGAACCAAGCUGGCAAAAGGCUGACCUAGGCUACAGACUAAACACUUAACGCACUGUGAUGAACUUGAAACUGUCAUGGCUUCCCCCAAAGAAUUUUGGGAGCUAUAGUUUAUUAAGAGUGCUAAGAGUUGUUAGGAGGCCUCUGUCCCUCUCCCAGUGCUACAGUUCCCAUUAAAAUUGUUAUUCCAUUUUGGCAGUUGUAGCUCUUUGAGGGGAAUUGUGGGUCUCCUAGCAACCCUGCACCCGUAACAAAAAUAGCCAGGCCACAUUCACACCAUACAUUUAUAGCAGUAUCCUAUCACUUUACACUGUCAUGGCUUCCCCCAAAGGAUCCUGGGAAAGGAAGUUUCUUAAGGGUGCCCUGUUCCCCUCAGAGGGCUACGAUUUCCAGAGUGGAUUAAUAGUUAUUUCAUCUUCCCAAAUAGUCUCCAGACAGAAAUAGUCUCCAGACAGAAGUUUUAGGAUUAAGAACUGUCGAGAAUCUUCUUUAUUAAAAAGUGGUAGCUUUGAGAGCUGCAUAGAGGACAAGGUCUUGGCCUAGCACCUCACAGGAAACUCUGCAUACAAGCAGAGAGGAUAGCUUUUUAGAGACAUGUUACAAAGCAUCAAAGCAAGUGUCACAAAUAUGACCGCAAGCAGUCAGUUUAGACUUGGAACAAUACGAAAGGGAAGUUGAUCAGCAAAUCAGCUGAAUGUGACUUUUUGCAGUCUAGACAGUAGAGCAUCUGAGGUACUUUCAGAAGAUACCACUGCAUUCCUUCCUUCUCCUUUUCUGAAAAGCUUGAAACAUCACAUCUUCUCUCUCUCUCCUGUGUCUGACCCAUUUCAAGAAAUAGGAUAGGAACAGAGUUUACUGGGAUUAGUCAAGUGCCCCCAAAAGAAGUCCAAGUAGAUCCUAACCCAAUUUUGUCUCCACACUGGGAGCUCUGCAAAUUGUAUGAUUCCCAGGAUUCUCUGAAGGAAGCCAUGACUGUUCAAACGAUACAAUCCUGCUUUAAAUGUAGAGUGUGAAUGCGGCCUGGCUGUAGUUUGCUAAGGGUGCUGACAAUUCCCAGAGCUACAAUUCCCAGACUUCCCUGAGAAGAGGGGUUGACUGUAAAACCAUUCUGGAAAUUGUAGCUCUGGGAGUGGGAAAUAUGGGUGUUUCUUCAGAACUCUUCAGCAUGUUAGUAAACUACAGCUCCCAGAACUCUUUUGGGGAAGGAGCCAUGACUGUUUAAUGGGGUGUUACUGUGCUUUGAAUGUAUGGUGUAAAUGUAAUUGUCAGAAGAAGAUUUGCUCAAAUGAUUUGAGGAAACUGAAGUUUGCCUUGUUGGCUAAAGUUUUGUUUCCCCCCCUCUUUUUCAGAAAGAAGAGAGUGAGUAGAAGCUUGGCCAGUUGGGUUGGCGGCGUCGGUGUCUCCUCCACCAGAACCCUUCUUCCCACCCACAUUGCCCUGCCUCUCUCAUCCCCUCCCCACAUAUUCCUCCUGCCCCCAAAACUCUUAUAUGUUGGCUGAGGCUUGGGGACCACUGGGUCCCCCUUGGCCCCAUUCCUAGCCACCGGCGAGGGUGGUGGGAGUGGAUGGCGCUUGCAGAAGGAGCCACGGUGUGCCAGCCUCCAGUGGAAGCCUCUGGGUGUCAGGUGCCCAGAGUUAUUUAUUAACGAACUUGUAUACAUUGCUUAUAUGCGAAAAGGGGUUGCAUCUGGUGUUAGCCCUACUCAGAGUAGACCCACUGAAAUUAACCGGCAUGGCUAAGGUGGGUCUGCUCUAAAUAGGGCCACAUUCAUGCCAUGCAUUUAAAGCACUGUGGUGCCACUUUAAAUAAUUAUAGCUUCUUCACCCAAAGAAUCCUGGGAACUGUAGUUUGUUAAGAGUGCUGAGAGUUGAUAGGACACCCGUAUUCCGCUCACAGAGCUACAGUUACCAGAGUGGUUUAGCACUCAAUCUCACUUCACAGGGAACUCUGUUGACUCCUCUUAAGAGCCAACAGUGUGAUGCAGCAGCAAAAAAAGCAAAUGCGAUUCCAGAUAGCAUCAAUAGAAGUAGAGUGUCCACCUCAAGGAAAGCCAAAGUGCCACUCUGUUCUGCCUUGGUUAGACCCCCACCUGGAUUCAUGUGUCCAGUUUUGGGCGGCACAUUUUAAGAAAGGUGUUGACAAGCCGGAAGGUGUGCAGAGGAGGGCGACCAGGAUGGUCAGAGGCCUGGAGAUCAAGCCUUAUGAGGAAUGGUUGAGGGAGUUUGGGAUGUUUAGAGAGGUGAUAGGAUAGCCAUCUUCAAAUAUUUUAAGGGCUGUCACACGGAAGACGGAGCAAGCUUGUUUUCUGUUGAUUCAGAGGGUGGGACCCAAAUUGAUGGAUUAAAAUGACAAGGAAAUUCCAACCAAACUUUAGGAAGAACUUUCCAAAGGUACAGCCUUUUGACAAUGGAACGGACUACCUGAGAAGGUGGACUCUCCUUCACUGGAGCUUUUUAAGCAGAGGUUGCCAGGGAUUUUUGAGCUGUGGUACCUGCAUUGCAGAGGGUGGGACUAGAUGACUCUUGGUGGCCCCUUCCAACUCUGCAACCUGUGAAUUGUAUGGUGUGAAUAUGGCCUGGGAUUUAGCUGAAUGGCACCCUCAGCAUUCCACCUUCUGCCUACGCUUCUGGGAUAUCUUCCUCUAUUGCCAGGUCCCUGCCUCUAAUUUCUCAUUUCUCCACCUGUUUUAGCACCACCAGCAAUAAGAAGGUCAUUUACAGCCAACCUUCUACCCGAAGUGAUGUAAGUAGAACAGGAACUUGCUCUGUUCUUUCCCCAGAAAAGCUGGUUUUGUUAGGCGUGGCAAUGAUGUAAUGAGUGGUGUUUUUGGCAGCCUCCGACUGGGAGGAAUGAUGGGGCCGCUCAAGUCUCUGGUGGGUUUGCAAACGUGCUCAUAAAUUUAUUUCUUUAUUUGGAAGAGAAAAAGGUGGGACCAUGAGCAGGGGGUAGUCAACCUUUUCAUACCUACCACCCACUAAUGCAUCUUUCUUGAUGGUAAAAUUUCCUUACCGCCCACCAGUGCUCGAUGGAAGGAGGAUUCAGCUUGUACCAUAGAACCCCCUGCUGCCCACCUAGAAUCCUGAAACACCCACUAGUGGGCGGUAGGGACCAGGUUGACAACCCUUGGUUUAAAGGGUACCUAUGUAGGUUCUCUCGGACAGCGCACACCAACUUGGGUGAUUUCCUAGACCAGUGGUUUCCAAACUUUUGGGGGGCCACUGCCUCCUUGGUGCCAUAAACCCAUCCCCAGUGCCCCCUACCCAACCCAGUAAAAUGAAUUCUUCAGAACUGAAGUUCAAAAUGUUAACAAACUUGACCGCGUGCUUAUAUAAAAAAUAAAUACAUGCCAAAAUAAAUAUAUGAUCUGAUCUAAGCUUGUGGAUGGAUAGAUAGAUAGAUAGAUAGAUAGAUCGGUCGCAGCAAAGAAUAUUGCAUGAAAAUUUUUUUGACACAUUCUUACUAACAAAAACAUAAGGGGUGAAUGAAGUUUAUAGCAUAGAAUAUUUAUUUAUAACUACCAAACAUGCACAAACCCUCACCUACCACAGAUGUACAAUAACUAAUUUAUAAGAGAAUAAAGAGCUAUUAUUGUGACAACUUAGCAUCAUAGCUACAAACAAACGUGACCAAAGUAAAUAGCUUUGAAAGUGAUAAGAGUGGUAAAACUUUAAAUAUGAAGCAAGGGAGGUGUUUUGCUCUAGGCUCUAACCUGGUCAUUUGUUAAAUAAGUGAUCUGUGUGCUUGGAGGGGCCCAUCUGCAACGCCCCCUUGCCUGUUAGACACCCCCAUGUAAUCCCCUCCCAAGGAGUGGUCCUGCCCACUUUGGGAAACACUGGUCUGGAGAGAAAGUAUUGGCUGUGUCUAAGCUACAAGUUUGGAUGUUGGGUGGCUGUUCUUGGCCUGUUACAGAAAAAAUCCAAAGGUUAAUAAUAAUAAUAAUAAUUUAUUUAUACCCUGCCCAUCUGGCAGGGUUUCCUCAGCCACUCUGGGUGGCUUGCAGCAUAUCUAAAAACAUAAUAGUAGUUCAGUGCCCCAGCUUCAACACACAGUCGCACACACCUGCGACAGCAAGCCCACCUUAACAGGAUUAGAAGAAGCCAAUGUGUGUGACAAGUUUUGAACGCAUGGAAAGUGCAAUAUCAGGGCAAAGUGUUUAUUAUUAAACACUCUGCCAUCCUUUUGUGGCCACGUGGCCAUUGUUAGCAAUCGUGGCAUGCUGGUGGUACAAGAUCACUCUCAAAGACGGGAGGAGACGCAGGCGUACAGUUAAGAGCUGUGAGGAUUAUGCACCUUGAAACUUUGGGGUUCUGAAUUUAUGCGGUCUGGCUCUCUACAGCAGCCUCCCCCAAGCUGGCUGAGGACUGAUGAGACUUGUAGUCCAAAGCCCCAGCUGGAGGGGAGGCUGCCCUGCUGGCUUUCUCAUGCUGUGUAACUUAGAGGUUUCUUCUCUCUCUUUCUCUUUUUCCAGGGUGAAUUUAAACAGACGUCUUCCUUCUUGGUCUGAUCUCCACUCUCAUGUUGCCUUCCACCAUGUAUUAAAGUCUAACCUCUCCCUCCUCUUGAGGCUGUUGUAAAUGUUCCUUAUGAAUCUUUGUAAUUAAGCGUGAUUUUUUUAAAGAAACUGUUUUUAAGAAAAGAUGAAGUGUGCCGUUAUGAAUUUUGUUUUAAUGCUUUAAACCCUUGGUCACUACUCAGCUGAAGAGCAUCAAUUUAUGGCGGUCUCAUUAGGGGCCUGGCCAUCGAGUGCAAUCCUAUCCGUGCCUACUCUGAGGGUCAUAUGCAAUGAAGUUUUUACACAGAGGAGACCCACUGAAAUUAAGAGACCAAAUUUCAGAAGCUGCAGUCAUAGCAAAUGCAAACAGCCACCGCAGUGCCUCUCGUUUGGGUGGAAUUAACUGUGAAGGGACUAUUGCUGUCUUGUAAAACUUCAUUGAAUACCACCGACCAAGUCCUAUUGAAUUCAGUGAGGUUAGGAUUGCAGCUUGGAAAACUUAGUUUGGGGCUCCUAGGCUUACCUUUUGACCCUUGCAAGCUGCCCAGGUUUGACCUGUAGGGCAUUGCCUUUUGGGAUGUCAGUGGCAUCCCACAAUCUGAGAUGGCUUAAGUCAAAAUUGUACCUAUGAAAUCCCUUCCUGGCCUUGAACCCCUUCUACCUCAGAUUGGCCUCCAAAAAAGAAGAGAAUUGGUUUUGAGAGCAGAAUUAAUAAUCGUGUCUGGAUGCUUCCUGGAAGAGUCAACGAGGGGCCAGAGGAUAUCGAUAAAUCUACCGCCACACAGUGCAAACUUGUAUUGUAUUGUCCUGUAGCUGCGAUCCAGCACAGAAUUAGAAUAGGGUCUUACAGCCCAGUCCUAACCACAUCUGCUUGGAAGUCAGUCUUGUUGCAUUAAGUCACGGUUACUCCCAGGUACAGGAUUGCAGCUGUGGCCCAUUAAUCUGAGAGUUCCUGCAUGCGUAGCUGUGGGGUGGAUUGGGCCCGGUGUUAGUGGUGGCUUUUAUGCUGCGUUAGAGAGUUGGCCUUCAAACUUGAGAGUGCUAUCGUAUGUGCCUUUUAUAAAUACUGCUGCGACGUUCUUGUAUCAUUUUGUAUGCUGGGAACAGAAUUGAAAAUAAACAUUGCCCUUCCGUUUGAACCCUG